AUAAGGGGCUAAGAGGACGAGGCAGCUGAGCUUCUACGCAGUAUAGCUGCACUGCCCAGAGGCAGCCGUGUGAAGCAAGAUGGACAUUGCAAUCCAGCAGCCUUGGUUCCGCCGCUCCUUCCUCUCUUCCUUCUUCCCCAGCCGAAUCUUCGACCAACACUUUGGCGAACACCUCUCGGAGAACGAGCUGCUCCCUCCCUACCCCUCCUUGUACUAUUCCCGGCCCUGGCUCCUGCGCUUCCUGAAUUGGGUGGACACCGGGCAUUCUGAGAUGCGCAUGGACAGGGAACGCUUUGUGAUUAAUCUGGAUGUCAAGCACUUUUCCCCAGAGGAGUUGACAGUCAAGGUCAACGGGGAGUUCAUCGAAGUCCACGGAAAGCACGAGGACCGUCAGGAUGACCACGGCUUUGUGUCGCGGGAGUUUGUUAGGAAGUACAAGAUACCAGCAGGGGUAGUCCCAAGCGUCAUCACUUCUUCUCUGUCUUCUGAUGGCGUGCUGACCAUCAUGGCCCCCCGCAAGUUGGAGGACAUCCCUGAGCGCACCAUCCCCAUCACUCGCGAAGAUAAGCCUGCAGUGUCUGCACUGCAGAAGAAGUAGAGUGGCUGACAUUGCCCUGUCCAUAAGGCUGACCCCCAGCACCCUUCCAUGACCCCUUGACCCUUCUCGCCGCCGCUCCCCAGUGCCGCAGCCUCAGUGUGGGGUGACCUGCCGUUGAUGACAGAGACGCACAGACACGUUGUUGCUUCCUGAAUACACCUCCUCUGCGCACUACCAAGUGACUAGAGUGUCCAGACUUUCAGAUUUGGUCUAUUCUCGUUGUAGACAUCAUGACAUGUAGUAUGUGGUGGGGAUGGAGGGGUAGGGGUGUGAUAUUAUCAGUCCAAAGAAUUUAAAAACUGAAAUCAGAAUUUAUUUGUAAGUGUUCCAAAUCAAAAGCCUAAUGGAUCCCUCAAACAAAAUCAGCAAGAACUGAGGGAAACGGAAGUGCAGGCCUGUUAAGUGAGUACAUAAUUUUGUCCUUUCAGCAUCAAGAAGUGCUUACAGCAUUUGCGUUAAUGAGGGGUCAGGAAGCCUGAUAUCCACACACCUCAAUGUGAUAUCAAUUAUUGUGGCAAGAGGUUGACUUGGAAGUGUUCACCUACUGGAUACCCAACUCUUCCCUCUGCUGGAAUACCUUUAAUGCUGCUCAUGGUCUCAUCUAAAUGAAAUAAUGCUCAUGCCAGGUCUAUUCCCUGUUUGAUCUGCAGUAAAAGGUGAUAACUCAACCACAAGAAUGGCCUGUUGAUGUGAAAAACAGUAAUCAUGUAUGUAAAGCUAUGAGGAGCUGGAUGAAGCAACACCUGAUGUACACUCAGAUUCAAGGGAGGGAGUUUUAAUGCAUGAACCAAGGAAGGCCUGUGUUCACAAACCACUGGAAAUGACAAGAUGUGUAACAGAGAAGCUUGAGAAGGUAGGAAGAGGCACCUGUAAAUGUUCGGUGUUGCACCACCAACAGGUAACCAUUUCCUGCAAAGCUGCUUCAUUUAGAGUCUGAUUUAUUAUGUCAGGCCCUUGAGUUAAUAACCAACCAGCUACCCUCCAGCAAACAGCCGUGCAACACAAGAGCCUGGUUUUAAAAACACACGUCUUAUUAUCGAAGGUCAGUCCUGAAUGUUGAUCAGUUACUCUUCAAUAUAUUGAAGAGCACACGGAGGAGUGUAAACUUGCAUAUAGUUUUAACUGAGCGUGACGUCUGUGUGGCAUUCCACACAUCGGUGGGUUCUCUUGGUACUUCCAGGUGAUAAAGAUGGGUGUAAAGCUCUCUCUUUUUUUGAUGGGGAGAAAUUUGUUAAGGUGUAGGACCAAUACGUUGUAUUGAGGAACGGGAAAAGGAAAAGAGAUGGAACAGGGGAGUAUUCUCUUCGUCUGGUGUGUUGCCAAGCAUGGGAUUUUUAAAUGUUAUGGAUUUGGUUGCUGCUGGCAGGCUGUCUGGAAGAAACUGGUGAAAUGGUGAGUCGAGAUGGAGAAAUCCGUUUUAUGUGAAGCCUAAUUUUGAUCAUAACUGUUUAUAGAAAGAAAAAAACAGGUCUUUUACACAGACAAAUAAGAUAAGCUGAUGUGUUGCACAGCACUCUCACCUUGAGAUGACAAAUCCUCUGCAUUCAACCCCUUUUAAGCCACUAGUAUAUACAGGCUAUGUAUAUGUAUAUGUAAGACACAUAGCCAGUGUGCAUUUGCAUAUACCAUAUUCUGGACUAGUGUACUAUGUUCAAUCCCUGGGCCAUUUCACUCCAUUUGUCAGCUGCCAAUCCAGUUCUUUCAUAAGCAGUUGGCACCUGCCCACAGUCUGUUUGCAGGGAGGAAAGUGAGCCAGAGAUUUGAACUCUGUUUAUCGUUGGUAGUUAAUGCAGGGAGGUUGUUAUAUUUAGCCUAAAGGGCACACAGUGACCCCUGAACUCUGACCCCUCCCUCUUCUCCUUCACCAAGUCAGAUGAAUGCCAAACCCUGCACCUCACAUCUAUGUGCCACAAGCAUUCCAGAGAGCCUGGGCCAGGGGACCGGUGUGAGUGGUGGUCAAAGAAAGCCACUGUGUUGAGCUCCUGCUUCUUACCAUUUGUGUACCGUUACCAUUGCUUUAUAACCAUACAUUCCUCACAAUUACUAGCAGGACAUGUUGUAUUAACAUAAUAGUGUGACUAAUAUGUGAAAAUAAUUAUCAUAAUAAUAAAAAAAACUGAU
Messenger RNA from Scleropages formosus (Asian bonytongue), 2719 nucleotides. Its product is annotated as alpha-crystallin B chain. Gene Ontology annotation, biological process: response to heat; negative regulation of apoptotic process; protein refolding. Lineage: Eukaryota; Metazoa; Chordata; Actinopteri; Osteoglossiformes; Osteoglossidae. Gene Ontology annotation, molecular function: structural constituent of eye lens. The transcript has 3 exons. The record is from RefSeq and is a predicted model, not a curated record. The coding region runs from base 80 to 598 and encodes 172 amino acids. Gene Ontology annotation, cellular component: nucleus; cytoplasm.